Molecule: messenger RNA, 766 nt
Organism: Clarias gariepinus (North African catfish)
Lineage: Eukaryota; Metazoa; Chordata; Actinopteri; Siluriformes; Clariidae
Product: coiled-coil domain-containing protein 150-like
Exons: 6
Coding region: 46-732 (228 amino acids)
Source: RefSeq, a predicted model, not a curated record
UCUCUCUCGUCUAAAUAAAGAAUGAGUUUUGUGUUUUUCUGAAAGAUGGAGGCGGACUCAGUUACUCGAGCUCAGCUAGAACAAGAAAAAGAGCUGAAAGAUCAGGAGUCCGUGCUGUCAAAAGUCGAGGCUCUGUUUGAGGUUGAGCAUUCCCGAAAUCAAGCCCUUAAACAACAAACAACUGAGCUCAAGGCCAGAAAAUCUCACCUGGAGCUUUCUAUGCGGGAUGUGAAAGAGAGAACAGCAGCAAUGCUCCGGACGAAGGAAGAUCUGAAGAAGGAGCUGCAGACUUUACGAGAGGACCACAUGGAGCUCCUGAGCACUCAGGCUGAGCAGAUCCGCGCCAUCGAGAGGAGCGUUUAUGAGAACGGACUGAUGCUGGAGCAAGUGAACAUGGAAAACAGUCGUCUGCGUCUGUGUAUUGAACAAAUGAAGGAGGACAUCAUUAAUGCAAGGAAAGAGAAGGAGACGCACACACAGGAAAUGAGCUGGAUGAAAGAGGAAGUGCAGUCCAUCUACAUAAGAUUGGUGGAUGCCUGGAUUACAGAUAAACUGGCUACAGAGGAAUCUGCAGAAACAGACCAGAAGUUCUUGGAAGCGAUGCAGAUGUUUAUGCUACAGGUCCAGGAUCAGGAGCGGCAUCUUGGAGACAUUAACAGCAGGCUGGAGGCAAAGUUAAAGGCCAUGAGCACGGUGCUAGAAUUGGAUAAACCUCAACAGAAGCUGCUGUAAAUAAGAGCUAACAGAUUUCUAAAGAUGUUUGCCU